Triplophysa dalaica is the source of this 4322-nucleotide messenger RNA. Its product is annotated as NACHT, LRR and PYD domains-containing protein 12-like. The record is from RefSeq and is a predicted model, not a curated record. The coding region runs from base 123 to 4322 and encodes 1399 amino acids. Lineage: Eukaryota; Metazoa; Chordata; Actinopteri; Cypriniformes; Nemacheilidae. The transcript has 19 exons. Gene Ontology annotation, molecular function: protein binding.
GGAAGCUGCUAGCUGCCAUGAGCUUCUACUGUAAAGUAAUGACUGUCUUUCACACAACUACAUAAGUGCUUAAGAAGCCCUGAAUAUAAUCAGAAGAUCAAGGACUGAACUUCAGCUCCGAGAUGAGUCAUGCAGUGGAACAGAGUGACAGGUCACCGUCACCUGUAUCCAGUUCUGUGUCUAUGAAGAGUGACAACUCCAAAAAGUUUGAUAUAAACUUCAGGGAGAAAACACCAUCUGCUGUCAAAAGUGGCAGGUCACCUUCACAUGUAACCAGUUCUGUGUCUAUGAAGAGUGACAACUCCAAAAAAUUUGAUAUAAACUUCAGGGAGAAAACACCAUCAGCUGUAAAAAGUGGCAGGUCACAUUCAGAUGUAUCCAGUUCUGUGUCUAUGAAGAGUGACAACUCCAAAAAAUUUGAUAUAAACUUCAGGGAGAAAACACCUUCAGCUGUCAAAAGUGGCAGGUCACCUUCACACGUAACCAGUUCUGUGUCUAUGAAGAGUGACAACUCCAAAAAAUUUGAUAUAAACUUCAGGGAGAAAACACUAUCUCCUGUCAAAAGGCAGAAUACCUUUGUAAAUAUUGGUAAAGACAUUACUCGGUGGAAGACGCUAAAACAACAGAAGGGAAUAAAGAGCGAUGAAGAACUGGCUACUUAUCUUAUGAACAGAAUUCAGUUCGAGACAUCGGAUGCCGGCUUCCAGAAGGAAAGGUCUCACAAACAUUUAAUGGACAGUCUUAUCUGGACCUUUAGGGAUCUUGAGAAUAAAAUAAGCACAUUUCUGAAGAAUGAGCUAGAAUGGUUUAAGAAGAUACUGAAGACAGAAAACACAGAAUAUCAUGUGAAGGACUUUCUGGAGGACACACAGAACAUCAAAGAAGCAGCUCUUGAUAUCACACUCUACUUUCUCAGAAGUAUGAACAAAAAGAAACUUGCUGAUAUUCUGCAAGAUGAGCUGGUCUUCAUUCAUCAACGACCACUUAAAUCAAACCUGAAAUCAAAAUAUGAACGUAUUUUUGAAGGAAUUGCAAAGCAUGGUGACUUUACACUUCUAAGUAAAAUCUUCACGGAUCUCUACAUCACUCAGGGUGGAGAUGAACAACACGAGUUAAGUCAUAUUGAGGCAGCUUCCAGACAUCUAGAAUCAACAGAUGUACAGGUUAAAUGUACACAUUUAUUCCAGCCUCCUGAACAAGGCAAGACCAUAAGAACUGUACUAACAAAAGGAGUUGCUGGCAUUGGAAAAUCUGUCUCGGUGCAAAAGUUUGUUCUGGACUGGGCUGAAGGAAAAGAAAACCAGGAUAUCAGCUUCAUAUUUCCUCUUCCAUUCCGAGAGAUGAACUUGAAGGAGAAAGAGAGACUGAGUUUGAUAGAUCUCAUUGUACAGUUUUUCCCAGAGAUGAAAAGAGUAAACCUUACAAGAAAUGACAAGUUUAGACUUCUCUUCAUCCUUGAUGGUUUGGAUGAAUGUCGUCUUCCUCUGAAGUUUGAUGGUAAUGAGAUGAGGAGUGAUAUCACAUCACCUGCUCCUCUGGAUGUUCUCCUGACAAACCUCAUCAAAGGAAAUCUGCUUCCUCACGCUCACAUCUGGAUAACCACCAGACCAGCAGCAGCCGGUAAGAUUCCUCCUGAGUGUAUCGACCGAGUGACAGAGGUCAGAGGAUUCAAUGAUGAACAGAAGGAAGAAUACUUCAGAAAAAGAUUCACAGAUCAGAAUAUGGCCGACACAAUCAUUGAUCACAUUAAAAAAUCAAAGAGUCUCUUCAUCAUGUGUCACAUCCCAGUGUUCUGCUGGAUUUCAGCCACUGUGCUCCAGAACAUUCUGGAAGAGAACAAAGUGGAGAAGUCUGAUGACACGACCAAAACUCUUCAGGAUGAUUUUAACACUGAUGAUACUCCUAGAACUCUGACACAAAUGUACACACACUUCUUUCGCUUUCAGAUUCAACAGAGCAGAAGAAAGUAUGAUGGAGAAUACUCUCCUGAUAUCUCCUGGGACAUGGACUCAAUCUAUUCACUGGGGAAACUGGCUUUUGAACAACUAGAAAAAAACAACCUGAUCUUCUAUGAGUCCGAUCUUAAGGAUUGUGAAAUUGACGUCUCUAAAGCCUCUGUGUAUUCAGGGAUGUGCACUCAGAUCUUUAAACAGGAGACAGGGAUCAUUCUUGGUACUGUGUACUGCUUUGUUCACAUGAGCAUUCAGGAGUUUAUCGCAGCUCUGUAUGCACAUCUGUUUCUAGACAAGAACAAGAAAGGUGUAUUUGUUAAAGAACAAGAACACAAAAGUAACACCAUGACUGGUUUACUGAAGACUGCAGUGGAUAAGGCACUUAAGAGUGACAAUGGACAUCUGGAUCUUUUCCUUCGCUUCCUCCUCGGUCUGUCACUUGAGUCCAACCGGCCGCUUCUAAGAGGUCUGUUGUCACAGGAAGAGAGCAAUAAGCAGAAAAACACAGAAAUUGUCCAGUACAUCAAGGAGAAAUUAGAAGCGAAUUCAUGUCCAGAGAGAUCCAUCAAUCUGUUUUACUGUCUGAAUGAACUGAAUGAUCAAACUCUGGUUCAAGAGGUUCAGAAGCAUCUUGGAGAAGGAGGAAGUCUGUCAUCUUCUGACCUCUCACCUGCUCAGUGGUCUGCUCUCGCUUUUGUGAUGCUGACAUCAGAUGAAGAACUGGAGGAGUUUGAGCUUCAGAAAUUCAAGAAAUCAGACGAAUGUCUCAUUAGGCUGUCACCAGUUGUUAAAACGGCCAGAAAAGCUCUGUUAAAUGAUUGUAAUUUAACAGACAAGAGUUGUUCAGCUCUGGCUAAUGCUUUGGGAUCAGGCAGCAAUCUGAAGGAGAUCAACAUGAGCCAUAACAGUCUACAGGAUUCAGGAGUCAAGCUUCUCUGUGAUGGAAUUAAGAAGAAAAAGUCUGAUUUGGAGAUCUUGAGUCUGUCGGAGUGCAGUAUUGGAGAAGAAGGUUAUAAAUGUUUAUGUUCAGCUGUGAGAUCAAACCCUGAAUCACAUCUGAUAGAGCUGGAUCUCAGAGGAAAUGAUCCUGGAGAAACAGGAGUCAAACUCAUCUAUCAGUUAAUACAAGAUCACAAGUGUAAACUCAACACUGUCAGGUUCUUGAGCAGCUCUUCUGCAGUGAAAGCCUUUCAGUAUCUGACAGAAACUCUUGGUAUAAAUCCUUUACUCCAGAGAGAAGUGAAUCUGAGUGAUCAUAAACUAGACGAGUCAAGAGUGAAUCAGAUCUGUGAUCUACUGAAGGACAAACACUGUCACAUCAACACACUCAUUCUGUCUGAGUGCAGUAUUGGAGAAGAAGGUUAUAAAUGUUUAUAUUCAGCUGUGAGAUCAAACCCUGAAUCACAUCUGAUAGAGCUGGAUCUCAGUGGAAAUGAUCCUGGAGAAACAGGAGUCAAACUCAUCUAUCAGUUAAUACAAGAUCACAAGUGUAAACUCAACACUGUCAGUCUGUCCGAGUGCAGUAUUGGAGAAGAAGGUUAUAAAUGUUUAUAUUCAGCUGUGAGAUCAAACCCUGAAUCACAUCUGAUAGAGCUGGAUCUCAGAGGAAAUGAUCCUGGAGAAACAGGAGUCAAACUCAUCUAUCAGUUACUACAAAAUUCAAAAUAUGCACUCGAGACUGUCAGGUUGUGUGGAUGCAGUAUUACAGAGUCACAGUGUGUUAGACUGAUUUCAGCUCUGUGUUUAAAUCUGACAAGACUGAAACACCUGAACUUCAGUCAGAACAAACUAGGAGACUCAGGAAUUAAGAGCUUGUGUGAUCUACUGAAACAAUCAGACUGCAAACUAGAUCAACUUGAGUUAAGAGCGUGUGGUUUGACAGAUGAAGGUCUUGUUGCUCUGACUUCAGCUCUGAAUUCAAACCCGUCACACUUGACAAAACUGGAUCUGAGUGGAAAUCGAUUAAGAGACUCAGGAGUUGAACAUCUCUGUGCUCUUCUGAGUAAUUCACAAUUCAGACUGAAAACACUCCAUCUGUCUGAAUGCAGUAUUACAAUGACACAGUUUGACAAGAUGAUUUCAGCUCUGUGUUCAAACCCGUCACAUCUGAGAGAACUGAACCUCAGUGGAAAUGAAAUAAAGGACACCGGAGUGAAGCUCUUGUGUCGACUACUUGAACAUUCACAAUGUAAACUGGAGGAACUGAGCCUAAAUAAGUGUAUAAUUACAGAUGUCACUGCUUUAACUGAUACUUUGGCUCAGACACGAGCAUUAGAGUUCUUAAAGGAGCUUGAUCUGAGUAACAAUAAAAUAAAGGAUCUGAAGAAGCUUCAUGAAGUGCUAAAGGGCUCAGGCUGUGAACUGAGGUGA